GAACUUUGACAAACCACAUUGCAGAUGACACAAGAAAACCAGAGGAGCACAGGUCUAGGAGGUCUGUGAGGUCUUGAGCCACCCCUCCUGCCUUCCCCGUGGGGACCUUGUGUCUGGAAAGAAGUAACACCAGCAGCUGUGACCCCGGCAGACCUUCGGGAAAGAUGCGGCCACUCCUGCUUUUGUUAGCGUUUCUUCUGCCUCCUGAGGCUGGGACAGAGGACAUCAUCGGAGGACAUGAGGCCAAGCCCCACUCCCGCCCCUACAUGGCAUUUGUUCAGUUUCUGCUUGAGAACAAAAGGAGGUGUGGCGGUGUCCUCGUGCGAGAGGACUUUGUUCUGACGGCUGCUCACUGCCAGGGAAGAUUAAUGAAUGUCACUCUUGGGGCCCACAACAUCCGGAAGCAGGAGAAGACCCAGCAAGUCAUCACUGUGAGACAAGCCAUCUGCCACCCAGACUAUAAUCCUAAGAACCUCUCCAAUGACAUCAUGUUGCUAAAGCUGGAGAGAAAGGCCAAGCUGACUUCAGCUGUGCGGCUCCUCAGCCUGCCCAGGGGCAAGGCCCAGGUGAAGCCUAGACAGGUGUGCAGUGUGGCCGGCUGGGGAAAAGUCUCCCCAGUAGACAGAGUGUCCGACACACUGCAGGAGGUGGAGCUGACUGUGCAGAAGGAUGAUGAUUGUCACUCCCACUUCCCCAACCAUUACAACCAGUCCACCCAGAUUUGUGUAGGGGACCCGAAGAAUAAGAAGAACAGCUUCAAGGGGGACUCCGGAGGCCCCCUCAUCUGCAACAAGCUGAUCCGGGGUAUUUUCUCCUAUGGACAAAACAACGGGAACCCUCCAGGAGUCUUCAUGAAGGUCUCACACUUUCUGCCCUGGAUAAAGUCAACAAUGAAGCGCUGCUCAUAGCAGCUGUGAUGCUGACCUUCCUCUGUGCCUGACCACCUUUUCUGGGGCAGAGGCAGGAAUCCCGUGGGGCGGGCAGUGGGACUGCAGGGCCGUAAUAAAUGGAUCUCUAGCGAGUGUGA
This is a messenger RNA of Equus caballus (horse), 1027 nucleotides long. NCBI's taxonomy places the organism in Eukaryota, Metazoa, Chordata, Mammalia, Perissodactyla, Equidae. The record is from RefSeq and is a predicted model, not a curated record.